Messenger RNA from Panicum virgatum (switchgrass), 1035 nucleotides. RefSeq lists its product as uncharacterized. Bases 96 to 602 code for a protein of 168 amino acids. The transcript is spliced from 3 exons. NCBI's taxonomy places the organism in Eukaryota, Viridiplantae, Streptophyta, Magnoliopsida, Poales, Poaceae. The record is from RefSeq and is a predicted model, not a curated record.
CCGUCCCCUUCGUGGCUUCGUCUCGCUCUCGCGUCCCCUCUCGACCUUUCCAUUAGCGCCAUCGAAAUCCAUCCGCGGCUACGCUCUCGCAAACCAUGGCUCGCCUCCUCGCGGCGCGAACCCUAACCGUGGCCCGCGCCGCGGCGGGCCCCUCCUCUGCCUUCCGCUUCCGCCCCUCCCGUGCCCUGUCGGCAAAGGUGGAGUUCGUCGAGAUCGACCUCUCCGAGGAGUCCCCGUCCUCUUCAUCCGGAGGGGGAGGCGCGGGCGACUCCGCCAAGGUGCAGGCGCAGAGGGGGUUGCGGCGCCUGGAGGACGCCAUCCACGGGGUGCUCGUGCGGCGGGCGGCGCCCUACUGGCUCCCCUUCGUGCCGGGGGCAUCCUACUGGGUGCCGCCGAUGCCGCGGCCGCUCGGGGUGGCCGACCUCCUCGGCGGGGCCGUAUACACCGCGAGGGGUGCCCCGGCGAUGACUGCUGAGGAGGCGAUGAGCUUCACCACCGUGCGAGGGUGGCCGUCCGCGGCGUACUUUGUGGAAGGAAAAUUUCCACAUCCUGUAAUGAGACCAAGAAACGAUGCUACUCAAACUGAUGAUGAGGAAAGCUAAUCCACCAAUGCUACUUUACCAGUCUACCCAGGGCUCCAAGCGGUGGCAGCUCGGAGCUGUGAAACACCACUGAUGGUUGUACAUAUAGAAGCUAGGGAGCCCAGCUACAAUGAAUCCCACCCCCCACCCACCCCCCUCUUUCAUCUCUUCGCUGGAAUAUGAUGCUUGCGCACUGCCAGGCAAAAGCCACGAAUGUAAUCCUUUGUAUUUCGCAGAACCCGGUGCGCUAGCACCUGAACAUGGGGUAAGAUUCUCAGUAGCUGCGAUGCUUGAUGUAAUAGUCUUAGUACCAUGUUUUUCCUUUUGAAUAAAAACAUGCGCUGGGCUUGAACCCUUGCGGCACAUGACAGGUCUCGAUGUGUAACAGUGUAAGGUCCAUUUGGUUGUGUGUUCUUUCGUACUGAGGUCGCAGUUUUUGCCGCUCAAAUGUUUC